GUUGGGUAGAAUUGAUUGCAGCGUGAGGUGAAGAAACAUUUAUUUGUUCUUUUCUUUCUUUGAUUUCUUGUUGAUAAAAUCGCCAGUGUAUAGCUAAUCACUGCGUUUCGGCGAUUGUGGGAUUCGUUCCGUUGCGUCUAUCGAGUUGCAGCCGCAUCAAAAACGCCGCACCGAGUCGAGAAAGCCGUGAAAUAUAAACAAGUUUUUGUCGUGCCGUAUCUAGUUCCGAUGACCUUGAGAUUAUUAUACGAAUUUUGCGCUUAGAAAGCUUUAGUAAACAAAAACAGGAUUGCAAAUGUUGCAUUUCGAAGUGUAGAUUUAGUUUUUUGUUUGCAGACGUAACUAUGGCGCUGUGGGCUAAAGCUCAACAGCUCCCGCCCGAGAGCCUCCAGCAAAUCAGGGGUAUAUAUGGAGAUCAUUUUCCUAUCGAAGUCCGCCACUAUCUUGCGCAGUACAUUGAGGACAAGUUUUGGCAUGAACCCUUAGUAGACAAUCCUCAGCAUGAGCAGUAUGUGGCAACUUUGGUCCACUCCCUAAUAAAUGAAAUUGAGAACAAAGCAGCUGUCGUUACUGACGCUGAAUAUUUCUUGACAAAGCUCAAACUUGCUGAAGCUGCUCGUAUGUUCAGACAAAAAUAUAGUUCGAAUCCGAUGCAGCUGUUCACGUACGUUCGGAAUUGUCUGGCUGCGGAGAUGAGAUUGAUCCAGAACGCCAGCGGGGAGAAUCUGGGCGGACUGCCUAACAUGGUCAUCACCAAUUCGGGAGCCGAAGUUAUGCACAAGAUCGACAUACUACGCAACAGAACGCAGAGUACUGCCGAGGAACUCAGGAGGAUGGAGCAGGAACAAGAAGCGUUUGCUAUACAAUAUCACGAGUGUACAAAAAUAAAUGCGCAACGGACCAUGCACGAAAUGAACGGCGAUAACGCGCUGCAGCGAUGUCGCGGUGGGCACUGCCGCGAAGACGUGGACCGGGACGCCGUGGCCGGAUGGGCAGUAGCAACCGCUCAUCUGUCAUCCGGUGCGACGCAACCCAACGUGCCAAUCACUGCGCACACUCAGAAACUGCAGCGCCAAAAGGAGAUGCUCGAACAGGUGCUCAACCAGAAAGUGGCCGGAUUGAUGAAUCUCCGUCUGGCGUUGGCGGAAAAACUGAAGGAGACGGUCCAGCUGCUUUCUCAGCUGCAGAUGUUGGUGCUCGACGAGGAGUUGAUCAGGUGGAAGAGAGAACAGCAGCUGGCUGGCAAUGGUGCAAACUUCAACAGCAACUUGGACACGAUCCAGGAGUGGUGCGAGAGUUUGGCUGAGUUGAUAUGGUUGAAUCGGCAGCAGAUAAAAGAGGUGGAGAGGUUGAAGCAGAAACUUCCUCUUGAUCCUCCUGGGGAACACCACGUGCUGCCUCAGCUCCUACAAGAAGUCACGCAGCUGUUGUCUUCAUUGGUGACGUCGACGUUUAUCAUUGAAAAACAGCCCCCACAGGUGAUGAAAACGAACACGCGUUUUACGGCGACAGUCCGCCUACUGGUAGGCGGCAAGCUGAACGUUCACAUGACUCCGCCCCAGGUCAAAGUGACGAUCAUCUCCGAAGCUCAGGCCAAUAUGCUGAUCAAGAACGAGAAACUGGGCAAGGCCGGAGAAUGUUCAGGAGAAAUUCUCAAUAACACAGGUACAAUGGAAUACCAGCAGGCGACGAGACAAUUAUCGGUUAGCUUCCGGAAUAUGCAGUUGAAAAAAAUCAAAAGGGCCGAGAAGAAAGGCACCGAAAGUGUCAUGGAUGAAAAGUUUUCGUUGCUUUUCCAGUCGCAGUUCAGCGUCGGAGGAGGAGAAUUGAUGUUCCAGGUAUGGACUUUAAGUCUCCCGGUUGUGGUAAUAGUCCACGGAAAUCAAGAGCCACACGCCUGGGCCACAGUCACUUGGGACAAUGCGUUCAGCGAACCUGGAAGAGCUCCUUUCGCUGUUCCCGAUAAAGUUCCGUGGGGCAAAGUGGCGGAAACGCUCUCCCUGAAGUUCCGCGCGGCCACGGGCAAGGCCCUAACGGAAGAUAACCUUCGCUUCCUGGCCGAAAAAGCGUUCAGAGGAAAUUACAACGAAACCAGCAACGCGAUACUGAACUGGACUCAAUUCUGCAAAGAACCGUUGAGCGAAAGGAACUUCACGUUCUGGGAGUGGUUCUACGCGAUCAUGAAGCUGACUAGGGAGCACUUGAAAGGGCCCUGGAUGGACGGUGCAAUAAUGGGAUUCGUGCGCAAGAAGCAAGCUGAAGAGAUGUUAUCUUCAUGUCCUUGUGGAACGUUUUUGUUAAGAUUUUCUGAUAGUGAAUUGGGCGGUAUUACUAUUGCUUGGGUGACAGAGUCUGGUGAGGUGUUUAGUCUACAACCGUGGACAUCCAAAGAUUUCACAAUACGAUCGCUGGCAGAUCGCAUUUCCGACCUCAGUCAUCUUCUGUAUCUGUACCCGGACAGAGCCAAAGAUAUACCGUUCGCUAAGUACUACACACCUUAUCAAGAUAAUCAACCAGCGACGAACAACGGUUACGUGAGACCCCAGCUGGUGACGCACGUACCUGGUUUCACUGCGCACAGUUAUCCCAACACGCCGCAACACUUCUUGCAGUCACCUGAUCCAUCCAGAGACACACCUUCAGUUGUCAGCAGCUACUCGGUGUCGACGUGCGCUACAUCGGGCGCGCUCGGCGGGGCGUCGACCCCUACGCCGACGGUCGCAGGCAGCAUGGACUACCUGGAGCAGCUGGACGACCCGAACAUGGACCUCAACAACCUCAUUAACCUCAACGAGCUGAUGACCGGCGGUCCACCUCCACCGCCGUACAAGCAGCGAGGCGACGCAGGUUUCUCGUAAAAGGCUGGUCCCGUUCGAGGACAGGUAGAUAGGGUAGGCAUUUUUGAGCGGUGUUGCCAGGCGCAUCGAUGACAAUUGGUGUCGCAUGAUCCUUCGGGGUCAUGGAAACGGUGAGAGACAAAACUUCGCUUAAAUGGGGGCAAAGUGCGUAUAUAGGUUACUAACCAGAUUGAAAUACAAAGUGCUUAGGGAGAAAUCGUUUUAAUUUUACCUUUUUCUACGUAUAAAAGAAAUACAAGGAAAAUCGUGUGUAUAUAUAGUGGACCUCCGGUAAUCCGACAAACAUUAUGCAGGGCAGUGUCAGACUAUCGAAUUUGUCGGAUUAUAGAGCACUGCCUAAGACCCCCUAUAGUCAGGAAUUUUUUUACAAAAGAGUACCUUGUAAUCCGACAAAUUACAUAUCCAAUGGUAAGAUUAUAUGUAUAUGUUAUGUAUUUGUAUUUAUGUACAAAUCAUACAUAGUUUAUGUAUGUCGUAUUUAGUAAAUUAAAUAACAAUAGAGAGCUUACGUUUUGUUAUAAAAUUAAGCAUAAAUGCACAUACAUAUGUACCAAAAUAAUCAAGAAUUAUUAAUGAAAAUCGUUAAUGAAUUAUGAAGCUUGGAAAUAUUCAUCAAUUUUUUUUUGUUUAAGGUUGUUAUAACGCGAGAUGAGAGCUUUGUCCCUCAGUCUUAUCAAAAGUAGAAGUUCGUUGUAGGAUGUACCAUUCUCUUCAGCCCAUUGUAAACCUAGCUCAAAAGCGUUAAUUGCGUCUUGUGCUGUAACUUGUGGAGCAGUUGCAAUCACGUCGUCGUUAUUUUCCUGAUUGUUUGUUGUAUAAUGUUCAAACCUGCAUGAUCUACGUUAGCGAAGAUUGUCAAAUACGUACAUACAUAUGUAAUAUAAUGUAAUACAUAUUCAAAGACAUGUCGGAUUACAUGGGGCGCCGGAUUAUCGGGGGUCCACUGUAAUUGUUUUUAAAAUAAACAAAAACUCCAAAAUUGAAAAGGUAUGUUAGGAUGUACAUGUAUAAUAUAUGUAUGUUCAUGCAUAUAUGUAGCAACACAAAACAAUGAAAUAAAAAGUUACUUUAACGACUCAGAAAGUCAUAUAUUGUCGUUUGUCUCCUCUUUUUCUUCAAAAUGCCUUCUUGAAAUCGUAUUUCUUUAGAAAGAAGCUCCAAAGACUACCUGAUUUUCGACUAAACUUUUGAAAUACUUGGCCAUUGUAACAACUGUACCAUGAUUUGGAAUAGCUUCUAUUGUACUGGAACCUCGGAAAAUUCUUGUAUUUCAAGUGGAUUUUCAAUUUCUUGGCCUGAAUCUGGAUCUUUAACAUACAAACUUUCAUCUAGGUCCAAAAAAUCACAAAGGUUUUCAUUAUCAGUCAAUUUCAAUAAAUUCUGAAGUUACAUUAAGUGGUAAGUCAUCUUCUGGGUCAGGUCAUUCACUUUGCAUAUUUUCAUGCUUAAAUCCUGCAUUGUGGAAGCAAUUUUGCACUGUUUCUUUGGUAGCUUGGUCUGAAGCGGUUUUGCUAAAUAAAUUUUAUCGAAUGACGCAAUUUUCUGUAUUAACUCAAAAUCUGUACCAGCUGCUUCAAUGUUUACUAGCAGGUGUUUGAGUAUUAGACUUCGUUAAUAAGUUUUAAAACUCUUUAUAAUCCCUUGCUACGAUUAUUUAAGCGAAUGUCUUUGGAUGAGAUCCUGCAUUGUCUAAAAAUAACAAACUGUUCCUUUUUUCUUUAGCCAUUUUCCAAUAUAGAUCUUUACUCUGUUAUAAUUUGUCUUGUCUUCCAAGCUUUCUUGUUGCAUUUUCGAGUUACACGAUUGAUAAAUACAAUAGCGUUACUCAAAAAACAAUACGUUUCUUUUUAUUUUGUUUUUUGUCCGGUUAGAACAUUGUCCUCUUGUCCUCCAGCAUCAACUUUAUUUUUUUUUUCAAUCCUGACUUCAAAAAUAUAUAGUCAUACAUGGACAUUGUUAAAAUUUAAAAAAAAAUAGAAUUUCCUGAGAUGAAAUUAUCUGAUAGUCAUUUGUGGAAGAGAACAAAUGAUAUUAAUCUGAAAUUUAUUUUAAAAUCCCACUAGAAGUCAGGAAAAAUUAUAACUAUUUUGUGAACAUUUUGUCUCUCUCCGGUAUCUUGAAUUACGAAACUUUCUAAGCGGCAUUUUAUUAGCUACCUAAAUGCCCAACUUUGCUCCCAUUUCGACAACUUCGUAUCACUCGCCGUUUCCGAGAUCCCCGGUGUAGCUCGACCUUUACCGGCCUGAUACAUUUUUUUAUAAAGUAUAUUGAAAAAUGUGGGUGAUAGGUUGCCUAAAAAACAGACUUCAAUCUGGCUAAUAAAUAAUGAGCGACACGCAUAACUAUAAAUUUUAUUUAUUUAUGAAAUAACUAAUCAUUGACGAUUCAGGGUAGGCUAUAAAUUUUUGUACAUUUAUAAUUAUCCUGUUCUGUAUUGAAAACGGAUACUGUAUACUGGCAGAAUUAUUUCGUAGCGCAUUAAGAAAUUCGAUACAAUUAAUCGUUCACUUCUCGUGUCUAAAUCAGUUAUUAUGGAUUUUCUGAAAAACCUCUCUCUUACUCAAACAUACCUUGAAAAUCGGUCUCACAGAGUUCGCUGUUAAUGUUCACUAACAGCUCUUUUGCAGAGAGCCCUGUUCAUCAAAGUCUACGCGAAUAUACGAGCAGCAUUACCCCCAACUUAAAAAAAUUGGUACUUUGUAACUAAACGUUUUUGAACAUCUAAAGACAAGGUUCGAGAAGUGCCAAAUUUUUGUAGGGGUUAAACAUUCAUGUUGGGGGUUGUAGGGGCACCUAUUAAACACAUUUCACACAUAAACUUAUUAUUAUCGGUCAUUUUUUAUUUAUAUAUUUCUGACUCUUUAUACAGGGUGUCCCAGAAGUCGACGUCAAGCCGAAACCGGGUGAUAGGCAAAGUCAUAACAGCUAUCAGAAAAAUAUUUAAAAAAAUGUUAUGUAUGUGUUUUGAA
Acanthoscelides obtectus is the source of this 5827-nucleotide messenger RNA. Lineage: Eukaryota; Metazoa; Arthropoda; Insecta; Coleoptera; Chrysomelidae. The record is from the annotation of a GenBank genome assembly.